Microthlaspi erraticum is the source of this 1533-nucleotide messenger RNA. The record is from the annotation of a GenBank genome assembly. NCBI's taxonomy places the organism in Eukaryota, Viridiplantae, Streptophyta, Magnoliopsida, Brassicales, Brassicaceae.
AUGAAACAGUUCUCAUGGGUUGCGUGGAACAAACUCACCAAGUCUAAGCGAGAUGGAGGUUUGGGGUUCAGGGACAUCGAAGCUUUCAACGAUGCCCUCCUGGCGAAGCUGAGCUGGCGCAUUCUGAUGAAUCCCCAAUGUCUUUUAGCAAAAAUUCUGCUGGGGAAAUAUUGCAAGCACAAGACUUUCUUAGAAGUUGGAGGAAAACAAACGGCAUCCCAUGGUUGGCAAAGUAUCCUAAUUGGAAGGGACUUACUCAAGACAAAUCUGGGAAAAGCCAUUGGAAAUGGAGAAGACACCAACAUUUGGAGAGAUCCGUGGCUGUCUCUAGACAAACCGCUUGCUCCAAUAGGUCCUGCACAUCAAGACACAGAGAAGCAAACAGUGUCAGAACUUUGGAACAGUGAAGCAAAGAGGUGGAACAAAGAAAAGAUACGAGGGCUCAUACCCCAUUGGGAAUCUGAGAUACUACUCAUCAAGCCAAGCUGUCUGCAAUCAAAACAUCGUCAUAUUUGGCUCUCGAAUCCAUCCGGGGAGUAUACAACAAAAUCCGGAUACCAACAAGCUAUCACCCUACAAAACCAGCAGCAAAACAAUCUCGUCAACACAUCAAUAAACUGGAAUGAUGAUGUUUGGAAUAGUAAAACAUCACCAAAGUUGAAGAUGUUCCUUUGGAGACUUACAAAUGGAGCUUUAACUCUAGGGGAAAACCUAUUGGGACGAGGCAUCCACUCCAACGCCGCUUGCUUUCGAUGUGGUGAACUCGAAACAAAGGAGCAUCUACUGUUUCACUGCGAGUUCGCGAAACAAGCAUGGAAGAUGGUACCGGUGACGACUACGGUAGAUCAGCUCGAAACACAAAGCUUUGCGAUCUCUCUGAAGGAGGCUCGGACCUGGAUCUGCCUCCCACCGACAGGACUAACAAAAGUAUCAAUUUUUGCCUGGGUUUGCUGGGGACUCUGGCUGGCUAGGAACCACAAGCUCUUCGGGGAUCGGACUUUCUCUCCUCUCGACACAGUCACGAAGACUUGCGCAGACGCAAGGGAAUGGAACGCGGCACAAGCUCAGGAAACGAAGGAAAAGAAGCAGAAGCCCCCACACGGAACUCGCCAAAGGACGAAUCACACGACCAAGGUGUUUGUGGAUGCGGCUUGGCGAUCGGACCUUCAAACAGCGGGUCUCGGAUGGGUUUUCAUGAAAAAUGAAGACUCCGAGAUCGUGAGGGAACAAAGAGCUGAAGCCUGCGUCCGAUCACCGCUUGCGGCGGAAGCUCUAGCGAUCAGGGAAGCCCUCCUCUAUGCAAAAGCCCACGAUUUGAACAGAUUAUGCCUCAAAUCGGACUCUCAAACGCUCAUCCGAGCCAUCCUCAAUCGAGAUCAGGUAGCUGAGAUCUACGGAAUCCUUCAAGAUAUCCACCAGCUAGCCUCAACUUUCACCUCGAUUUCGUUUCUCUUUACGCCGAGAUCGACCAACCUUGUGGCCGAUUCUCUUGCAAAAUUCGCACUGUCUCUCUUUGUUUCUGACGCCACUUGA